Grus americana (Whooping crane) is the source of this 5956-nucleotide messenger RNA. It is a transcript of the gene IBTK, whose product is annotated as inhibitor of Bruton tyrosine kinase. Gene Ontology annotation, molecular function: protein tyrosine kinase inhibitor activity; protein kinase binding. NCBI's taxonomy places the organism in Eukaryota, Metazoa, Chordata, Aves, Gruiformes, Gruidae. Gene Ontology annotation, cellular component: nucleoplasm; cytoplasm. Bases 544 to 4704 code for a protein of 1386 amino acids. The record is from RefSeq and is a predicted model, not a curated record. The transcript has 30 exons. Gene Ontology annotation, biological process: negative regulation of protein phosphorylation.
UUCUUCGGGGGUGCGGCGGUAGCUGUCCCGACGCCCCGCUGUGAGCUGCUGGAACCGGCUGUCGUUGUCGCCGUCGCUGCCUGAGGUGUCGCGGUAGCCGCAGCAGCCUGACCCUGCCCCGGUGUCACUGAGGAUGAGCCCCCGCGCUUCCCAGCGCGCGUCCCGCCCUGCCCGCCCGAGUCCAUUCAUCUAGCGACUGGUCUCCCUUGCAAUUAUGGAGUUCUAGAAGAAUAAGGUAGUGUGGAGGGGGAAUCCCCCUCUCCACACUUGAGGUAGUUCACUUUUGGAAUUUUCUAUGGACAAGAAUAUUUGUUAUAUAAGAUGGUGAAGUAAGACUUCUAAAAAUAUAUAUUUAUAAAUAUUUAUUUGGAUCAAGUGCCAAACAUAGCAGUACAAAGAUUUCUAAUGGCAGCUCAAUAAGACUGGAUUUACAUCCUUGGAAUUACAAAUUUCUUAAGGCACUGUGUUGUGUACUGAAUCGGAGUGCCUUGAUACACUUAAGGGUUGUUCCCCUUAAGGACAGGAGCAGCUUUAGAAGUGAAGAUGAGUUCUCUCAUGCCAGACUGCACUUCAAAGUGUCGAUCUCUACAGCACGCUUUGGAUGUUAUUUCUGUGGUAACCAGAGGAAGUGAAGGCCAGAUCAAGGCCUUUCUCUCUUCUUACUGCUAUAAUGCUGCAACUAUAAAAGAUGCCUUUGGUAGAAACGUUAUACAUCUUGCUUCGUCUUGUGGCAAAAAAGGUGUGCUAGACUGGUUGGCUGAGACCAAAGGAGUAGAUCUCUUGGCAAAAGACAAAGAAUCUGGAUGGACAGCUUUGCACAGAAGUAUAUUUUAUGGAUACAUUGAUUGCGUUUUGUCAUUACUGAAGCAUGGCGUUAGUCUGUACGUUCAGGAUAAAGAAGGCUUAUCAGCCCUGGAUCUUGUGAUGAAAGAUAGGCCAAUCCAUGUGGUCUUCAAGAAAACUGAUCCCAUGGAAGUCUACACCUGGGGAAACAAUAUAAAUUUUACUUUGGGUCAUGGCGGUCAACAGGGUAAACAUCAUCCUGAAUUGGUGGACCUUUUUCCUCGGAAUGGCGUGUAUAUCAAACAGGUAGUACUCUGCAAGUUCCACUCUGUGUUCCUUUCCCACAAAGGCCAAGUUUACACAUGUGGACAUGGACAAGGAGGACGCUUGGGUCAUGGUGAUGAACAAACAUGCCUGGUUCCAAGACUUGUGGAAGGCUUAACUGGCCAUUACUGCUCCCAGAUAGCUGCAGCUAAGGAUCAUACUGUUGUUUUAACAGAAGAUGGAUAUGUUUACACAUUUGGUUUAAAUACUUUCCAUCAAUUGGGUAUUCUUCCUCCUCCUCCCAACUGCAGUGUUCCUAGACAGGUUCAGGCAAAAAACCUGAAAGGUAGAAUGGUGAUUGGAGUGGCUGCAGGCAGAUUCCAUACAGUGCUAUGGACUAAGGAAGCAGUGUAUACCAUGGGGCUGAAUGGCGGCCAACUAGGUUAUCUGCUGGAUCCUAAUGGAGAAAAAUGUGUAACUGCACCUCGCCAAGUUUCUGCUCUACACCAUAAAGAUAUCUGUGUGUCCUUGGUCUCUGCGAGCGAUGGCGCCACAGUGUGCGUUACUGAAAGAGGAGAUGUUUAUUUACUUGCAGACUAUCAGUGCAAAAAGAUGGCUUCAAAACAGCUGAACCUUAAAAAAGUUCUUGUUACUGGGGGAUAUUUGGAAUAUAAGGUAGAUACCCAGCAUCUUAAAGAAAAUGGAGGUCAGAAGAUUUGCAUUCUAGCGCUGGAUGAAGCUGGAAGAGUGUUUUGCUGGAAGUCAUCUAACAACUCCAUGAAGCAGUGUCGUUGGGUGUAUGGCCGGCAAGUCUUCAUGUCUGAUGUUGCUUUAAAUAGGAACGAAAUAAUGUUUGUCACACAGGACGGUGAAGCCUUUACAGGGAAGUGGCUGGAAGAAGGGAAAAAAAUCUCAGAAAAGAAAGUGUUUGCCACUUCUUCAUGUAAGGGAAAAACACUCCCACAAGAAAUUCUGGAUAAAACCUCUCCUAUAUCAGAACUUGUAUCAAGCCUUCAGAAUUCUUCAUGUGAUGCAUCUUGUGAACAUGAUACAAACAGCGUAUAUGAAAGAAUUCGACUUCAGAAGCUUACUUUUGUCCAUCGAGCUGUUAGUAUUGCCACCGACCCUAAUGGUUGCAAUUUUGCUGUUUUACAGUCAGAUCCCAAAACAAGUCUCUAUGAAAUUCCAAGUGUGUCAUCAUCAAGUUUUGGAGAGGAUUUUGGCAAGCUGUUAGAUGAAACAGAUGAAAUGGACAGCAUCCAUGAUGUGACUUUUCAGAUUGGCACGAGAACUUACCCUGUACACAAAUACAUCUUGGCUGUGCGCUCUGACUUCUUCAAGAAGCUGUUUGUUUCCAGUGACAACCAGCUAGACACUCCAGAUGUCUACCGUAAAGAUGAAGACGCUGUUGGAUGUGAUCUUUACGUAAUAGAGAAAGUUCAUCCAGAUCUGUUUGCAUACCUUCUGCAGUUCAUAUACACUGACACCUGUGAUCUUUUGACUCAUGGUCAUAAACCAAAAAUCCUGCAUAAAGGAAAAUCGGAAGAAUAUCAGGAUACUUUAAUUUCUAACCUGAGCAAAAUGAGUUUUGAUGAAAAUGUUAAUGGAAAGUCUGCAUUUGAGAUUUAUAGAAAUAAUCAAGUGCAAGUUAUAAAUGAAAAACAGAAGAGCAAAUCUAAAAAAGGCAAAGUUGCUGGUGAAGAAGCUAACCUCAUAAAAAUGUUGCAAAGUGCUGCGAAGAAAUUUGGACUCAGCAAUUUAAGUGGAAGGUUGGAUGGAGUCAGGUUAGAAAAUGGAAAAAUUAAUGUUGUCAACAAGAAGAAUGGGAACAAACCAAAGUUAAAUCAGAAGAAAUGUUCAUACCUCUGCGAUGUGACCCUGAAAUCUUUAGAUGGAAAGGAAUUCCUGUGUCAUAAGUGUGUACUUUGUGCAAGACUUGAUUAUUUUCACAGCAUGUUAAGCAGCUCAUGGAUUGAGGCUUCCUGUUGUUCAGCUCUGGAAAUGCCAAUCCAUUCUGACAUACUACAGAUAAUUGUAGAUUACCUGUAUACAGAUGAAGCUCUUGCGAUAAAAGAUUCUCAAAAUGUGGAAUUCAUAUGUAAUGUUCUUGUGGUAGCAGACCAACUUCUUAUAUCCAGACUCAAAGAAAUCUGUGAAGUAGCCAUUGCAGAAAAACUUACUUUAAAGAAUGCUGCUGAGUUGCUGGAGUUCUCAGCUAUGUAUAAUGCUGAACAGUUGAAACUGUCCUGCUUGCAGUUCAUAGGACUCAAUAUGGCAGCUUUGCUUGAGGCAAGGACUUUGGAUGUCUUAAGUGAUGAAGUUGUAAAGGAUCUUUCUGUUUAUUACAGGAAAAUGCUUUUACAACUACAGAUUCCGGCUAUGGUCAGGAGAGUAAUUACUCCAUAUCCAGAUGGACCUGACAUAAGUUCCUUUGAGCCUGAAGAUGGAGAGAACUUUGUUUUUUUAAGGGAAGGAAUGAAUACAGAACAAAAUUCUCAGGAAGCCCUUUUCAAAAGAGCAAAAACUAAAGCAAAAAAGAAGCCACGAAAACGGUCCGACAGCUCUGGAGGAUAUAAUCUAUCAGACAUUAUUCAGAGUCCACCCUCUACAGGCUCAGUAAAACUGGAUAAAACUAACUCUGUAGAAUCACUUCCAGAAGUGUUAACGUCUGACUCUGAAGGUAGUUACGCAGGAGUGGGUAGCCCCAGAGACUUGCAGUCCCCUGACUUCACAAAAGGAUUUCAUCCAGAGAGGACUGAGAUGAAGGACAAAGCAUGCAGUCAGGGUAUGAAACCCUCUCAACCUAACAAGGAGAUGAAGUCAUACAAGGGAUCAUCAGCAUUGACACAGUCUGUUCCACAGUCCAUUCCCAGUGCCAAAAAUAAUUCUACAAGCUCUCCCAAUUGGGUAGCAACCAGUUUCAGCCCUGCCAGCCCUCCUGCUAUGGAUCUAAGAACCAUCAUGGAAAUUGAAGAAAGUAUGCAGAAAUGUGGAACCAUGCCAAAGGCAAAUUCAGGCAGAAUAACGUCUCAUGGAAUCAGGCUUUCUCAGAAGCAAAGGAAAAUGAUUGCCCUGGCAGCAAAAGAUAAUGGAUCAGUAACUAGCAGCAUGGAGCCUACUACACUAAUAACCACACCAGCCCCACCUAUGAAAGUUGCAAAACUAGGGAAUGCAUGGUCAUCUUCAUUACAUUCUGCUUUGCCAAAGUCAUUUCGUGAUCUUGUAAUGGAAGAAGAAAAAUGUAUGAGUGCGAAUAAUUCACCUGGUACUGGUAUCAAAAGAGGUGGAUAUAAAGGAACUGAGGAUUCAUCAGCCCAGAACACCAUAAGGUGCACAGCUAGAAGUAGCCCAGGUCUGGAUGACCAUGUCCUGGAUUCUCCACAGCUGGAGAGUCAUAAUCCUUGGUUAGCAACAUCACCAACUAGAUCCCCUGUGAUAGCACCUGUCAUGUUUUCAGCUAUUGUAGAGGAAGAGCUCCAGCAAGAAGCUGCUCUGAUUAGGAGCAGAGAAAAACCUUUGGCUUUGAUCCAGAUCGAGGAGUGUGCUAUUCAAGAUUUAUUAAUCCACUAUGAAGCUUUUGACAACCCUGAUGAAUUUGUGACUGUUGAAAGGGCUCCACAGGGACCUAUAGCUGCACCUAUGUGGAACAAGCACUAAUUUAUACUCUUCACAGUCCAUGUUGUACGUGCACUUCUGAAGUUCUAAUUCUCAUUACAAGUAGAACGGGACUGGAAGAACAGGAAUCAUGUAAUUUUUAACAUCAACGUUCAAACACUGCACAUAAUCACUAGAUAUUUGUUAGAGAGAAUGGAAAUAAUGUGUUCACUGUGUCCUUCACCCACAGUAUAUAUUGUAUGUAUGUUUUGAGAGACUUUCCUUAACAAGGCAUAUUAUUAGUAACGUUACAUGAAGCUGUAGAUUGGAAAUGCAUUUGCUGUUCUUAAAUUGUGAGGGUUUUUUGUUAAAUUCACAGGUGGCUGAAAAAUGAGUGCUUAUUUUGUGACUUAAUGUGGAAUUGAAUGUGCAGAAUUAUACAUCUUUAAAGUCUGGGGGGGGGAUAUAUUCUUCAGAGCUUUCUGGCUAAUAUGGACUAUUGCGAAAAGUUUGUGCUUGAACUUCACAUAAAAGUACAGUUUGAUAAUGCAGUUUUCCUUAAGUUAUGUGUGUAAGCACUGGUUCUCUGAUUGUUGCAGCCAGUAGUUUUUACUGUUGUGCCCCACGAUGAACCUCUGCGCUGUACCGAAGUGCCCUGCCAUUGCCUGCUCUCAGUUCAGUUGUGCAUGUUUUUUCACUGUCGUGAGGCUGGCCUUGGAGCAGUCAGCUCUGUUGUGAAGUAAAGCACACAGUUGAAUAGAACGUGGUGGCACUUGGUUAGCUCAUCUAUAGUCUUAUUCUGGUAAAUAUGGUACAGUUUUAGAACCACUGUGUUUAAGGUACAAUUCACUUGAAGUGCUGGGGAAAUACAAGAUCUGUGUAUUCAUUUUUAAAGCUAUAGGGACGAAUGCUUGACUGUGGAAUUUGCAAACACCUAACCUUCAAAGAUUAUCAUAGGUGGCUUUCAAUAUUGUGUGUUCCAAAGUUCUCUGUGCCUGGUUUAAACAAAUUUAUAUAUGUAUAAAGAAAAAAAAAAAGUAGCCUUAUCUGCAAUAUUCUGUCUAGUUUGUCUGUUUGUAUAGGUGUGUUUGAACUUGUACUUUUUCAAUAGUGUCAGUACUCAUGAACUCUGGAAAACUGGAAUUGAGAGCUACAGAAGAUGAAUGUAGAGAAUUGAUCACUGUGUGAUAAAAGAGUUGAAUCUUGAAAAAACCUAUGUAGAUAUGUCUAAUGGUUUCAGGUCAAGCUACACCAAAAAAUCCCUCACAAAUAUUGUAAACAAAUGCAAUAAACCAUAAAAUCUUGAUUUACACAA